AUGGAGUUCUCCCGCCGCGGCCGAGCCACCGAUGACGCCGGCGACGGCCAACGCUUCCCUGACCCUCCGCCGCAUGGAGACCCGAUGCUGGUGAUGAGGGACGCGCUGCUGUCACAGCUCCAGAAGGACCGCCUUCGCCAGGAGAUCAUCGUGGCCGAGCUGGCUAAGAUAGAGCGUGCCAUGGCCCUGUGCGCCGCCACUGGCGGCCAGCAGGCCACACCGGCACCAGCCGGCGAAUGCUUGAAGACGUACGAUGGUAACGCGGCUCGACAGAAUGCAGCGUCUGAUGAGCAGAGGCUGCCGGGCUCCAAUGAGGCUGUUCCAGAGACUAAGACUUCGGUCGCGGAGAAGUGGGAACUAACAGGAAUAACCAUACCAGUUAAGAAGCCCAAAACACCCAUGAAAUGGUGUUGCGCCAUCUGUGAGGUGCAAGCAACCAGUGAGCAGAACUUGCUGCAGCAUUAUGCUGGGCAGAAGCACUUGUCAGCAACACUGGACCCAAGAGCUACAGCAAGUGGUCAGAAGGCGACAACGGCGGCAGAACCUUCUCUUGGUACAGAGCAGAAGAAAACCUCCUCAAUAAAAUGGAGUUGCAAUACCUGCCAGGCAACUGGCUCGGGUCAAUCGGGGUUGGAAGCGCACCUCAAGGGCAAAAGACACCAGCAGAACAUCUCAGCCACAUCCAUGCCGAAGAACGGCGCGGCGGGGGAAGCAAAAUCGCUUGGCAUCAAUGUGCCGAAGCGUUCAGAGAAGCCACCAUCAGCCUGGAGCUGCAGCAUUUGCCAAGCUAUAUGUACCAGCGAAUCAGACUUGAACAGCCACCUGAGGGGCAUAAGACACCAAGCAAAGGUUCAGUCCUUGCUUGAAGGCAAGAACAUGGCAAGGAAAGAAAAACUGAAUCCAGAUUCAAGAUGGGCCUGCAGAAUUUGCCAAGCUCACUGUACUUGUGAAUCAGACUUGGAGAACCAUCUUGCAGGCAAGAGACACCAACUAAACAUUCAGGUUUUAAGCGCGAAAACCAAGCAAGAGAAAAACAAUGCACCACGAGUGGCCAUGAGCCAAGAACCACCCUCGGAAUGGCAUUGCACAAUGUGCGAGGCCGAAUGUAACUCUAAAUCUCAAUUUGAGGAUCAUUGCAGAAGCAGCAGGCACCAACAGAAGAUAGAGGAGGUACUCGGAAAAGGCAAGACCGUGAAAGUGAGCAGUCGUAAGGCUGCAAAUGAACUACUUUCAGAUUGCUCUACCAAGAAGAAUGCGAACUCAGAAAAGUUGGAGAAACGGCAGAUAGUAUAUUUCUGUGAGCAAUGCAAUUUGCAGUGUAAUAGUGGUACAGCGCUGGCACAUCAUCGUGCUGGGAAGAAGCACCGGGAAAAGCUCGACGAAAAGAAAUAA
This is a messenger RNA of Triticum turgidum subsp. durum (durum wheat), 1392 nucleotides long. Lineage: Eukaryota; Viridiplantae; Streptophyta; Magnoliopsida; Poales; Poaceae. The record is from the annotation of a GenBank genome assembly.